UGUUACAGCCGCUAACAUUAGAAACUUGUCUUCCUGCUAGUGUGUUACGUGGCUAACCGUUCCGUGCAAAUAUUGUGCGACUGGUUAAAAGACUGCUACAACAGUUACGCAGAGGUCGUAAACUUCACGUGUUUGUUUGUGUCGUCUGACCCGUGAAAAUAGUUUUGUAGUCAUUGAAUGUAUUAUUCCCUCACUAGGUCAUGUUAGCUAGCUGGCUAACUUGAAACAAUAAUAUAGUCGAUUAUAAGAAAGAGUGCCAUUUAUUGAGAGGUUUGAAAAGGAGCCAUGUGGUCUGCGGUGCCACCUCUCUCCUCAUGCUGGCUUCAGACAGCUGAGACGUGGAUGUGUCAUGCCAUCACGGUGUAAAAUCUGGAGCUGCUCCACAGGGAAGGAUGAUGGAGGAAACUCACAAAAUAUACAGACAAAAGCUUGAAGAGCUCAACAAUCUUCAGGCAACAUGCAGCAGCUCCAUCAGUAAACAGAGAAAAUGCCUAAAAGACCUAAGGCACAGCUUGACCAAGUAUGCAAAAACAUGUGACGAGAAAGAACUGAAACUAAUAAAGGACAUCAAAACACAAAUCAAGGAGAAAGAAAAUGUGUUCUUUGAUAUGGAGGCAUAUUUGCCAAAGAGGAACGGACUGUACCUGAACCUGGUCCUGGGCAACGUGAACGUAACGCUCCUCAGCAACCAGGCAAAAUUUGCCUACAAAGAUGAAUAUGAGAAGUUCAAGCUUUGUAUGACAAUAAUCUUAAUGUUUGGAGCCAUAACCUGCCUCUUCUUUCUCAACUGUCGUGUCACGGAUGAAAUCUUCAACUUUUUGCUGGUGUGGUACUACUGCACAUUGACCAUAAGAGAAAGCAUCCUCAUGAGCAAUGGCUCCAGGAUUAAAGGUUGGUGGGUAUCUCACCAUUAUGUAUCCACCUUUUUGUCAGGUGUGAUGCUUACCUGGCCAGAGGGGCCCAUGUAUCAGAUGUUCAGAAGCCAGUUUCUUGCUUUCUCCAUCUAUCAGAGCUUUGUUCAGUUCCUGCAGUAUUACUAUCAAAGCGGCUGCUUGUAUCGACUGCGAACUUUGGGAGAGAGAAAUCAGCUGGACCUCACAGUGGAGGGAUUUCAGUCGUGGAUGUGGAGAGGCCUCACUUUUCUUUUGCCUUUCCUUUUUUUUGGCCACUUUUGGCAGCUUUACAACUCAGUGACCCUGUUUCGCUUGGCAGGACAUAAGGACUGUAAGGAGUGGCAGGUAUUUAUGCUUGCGCAGACAUUUCUUGUCCUCUUCCUUGGAAAUUUUCUCACCACGUUAAAAGUCGUCCACCAAAAGUUUCAGAAAAAACACGAUAAGGUGCAAAAAAAGGAUUGAGACAAAAACACAACACUUGAGGUUCCAGCCAGUACUUUUGAAGCAACACGCACAAUCGCUUGAUAGACUGACCACAGGCUGAUGAGGCCAGGAGAGGACAAAGCUGAAGCCGCUGUUCCCUCAGGCUUCUGUGACAGCAGCAUCUAGCCAGAGCUUCUGGCAAACAGGCUUCUGCUUUCUAAUGACUCGGUGUUGUUGAUGCUGCUGUUCGGUUGGUCUCAACACAAAGUGGUGUUCACCUCAUAUCUGAACAGAUUUGUCACUUUAUCCUGCGGAAAGAAUGUUUUAUUUGGGUGUAUGUGUCGGUGCAUGAAUCUGUCCGAGAGCCUCUGUUUAAAUCAUAUGCAACUAUAAGGAAGCAGGUAGCAUCACUUAACAAAACCUUUGAGGACCUCAUGUCUGUCAUGUACAAACUUCAUACUUCUGUGAAGUAGUAAUGGUAAAACUGUCUCUGGCUUGAACAAACCUGGACAUGUUCAGUUCGGCACUGUGCUUCAUGUUGUUCACUUUUCUAAUGUUUUAUAUUUAGUUCUCAACACAGUGUUACUCAUUUUUAUUUUACUACUUUUGUUCUCAGAAAUACAAAAUGCAUGCAGAAAAAGUACACUUAACCCAAGAUUAUCUUACAUUUUAUGAGGGGGGGUGGGUUUUUUUUUUUUUUUUUUUUUUAAAUUUCA
This is a messenger RNA of Monopterus albus (swamp eel), 2032 nucleotides long. RefSeq names its product transmembrane protein 120B (gene tmem120b). The record is from RefSeq and is a predicted model, not a curated record. Lineage: Eukaryota; Metazoa; Chordata; Actinopteri; Synbranchiformes; Synbranchidae. Gene Ontology annotation, cellular component: membrane. Bases 393 to 1355 code for a protein of 320 amino acids. The transcript is spliced from 12 exons. Gene Ontology annotation, biological process: fat cell differentiation.